Trichoderma harzianum CBS 226.95 is the source of this 1059-nucleotide messenger RNA. RefSeq lists its product as hypothetical. The record is from RefSeq and is a predicted model, not a curated record. Bases 1 to 1059 code for a protein of 352 amino acids. Gene Ontology annotation, molecular function: NAD binding; oxidoreductase activity, acting on the CH-OH group of donors, NAD or NADP as acceptor. Lineage: Eukaryota; Fungi; Ascomycota; Sordariomycetes; Hypocreales; Hypocreaceae. The transcript has a single exon.
AUGGCUCACAGAAUUCAAGUUGCCAUUCUAGAUGACUAUCAAGGCAUCGCAGAGCCAAUAUUUCGUCAAGUAAUGCCAGAAAUUGAAAUACGCACGUUUUCUGACACCAUCCAACUCUCUACUCCCGAAGACAGCGAUGCCCUUGUGCAUCGGCUUCAGCCCUACAAUGUCAUCAGCACGAUGCGCGAACGAACGCCCUUCCCGAAGGAAAUUAUAAAGCGUCUUCCUAAACUAAACCUGCUUCUUACUACGGGAAUGAAGAACUCCGCCAUUGACUUGGCUGCCUGCACUGAGCAGGGGAUUGCUGUUGUUGGUGCGAAGGGUCUUGGUAAAAACACGAAAGAAACCCCACCGACAUCUCUUGAUUCAACCCUCGAGCAUUGUUGGGCCUUGAUCCUAGGCCUCGCUCGAAACAUCUCUCGGGAUGAUUUAGGCGUCAAAACGGGACACUGGGAAACAUCUCACGCCACAGGACUUCGCGGUAAGACGCUCGGUCUGCUGGGGUUUGGUACCUUGGGCGCGAGAGUCGCUUUCGUUGGAGCAAGCUCAUUCGGCAUGAAAAUUCUGGCAUGGUCCAGUAACAUCACUCAGCAGGUUGCUGAUGAAAAAGCUGCAAGCUUUAGCCUACCUCCAGGGUCAUUCAAAGUUGCUGGAACCAAAGAGGAGCUACUGCAAAACUCUGAUGUUUUAAGCAUCCACUAUGUUCUAUCCGAACGCAGUAGGAAUAUCUUAGGAUCGAGUGAACUAGCUCUUAUGAAGCCUUCAGCGAUCUUGAUCAACACGUCUAGAAGUGCUCUCGUCAAUGAACAAGCUUUAUUGGAUACCUUAUUGCAGGGCAAGAUUAGAGGGGCUGCGCUGGAUGUUCACAACGCCGAACCACUGCCACAGAACUCCCCUUGGAGGGUAACCUCUUGGGGUACUGAAGGACGGAGCCAAUUGCUUCUUAGUCCACAUAUGGGCUAUGUCGAAGAGGGAGUUAUGACGCGCUGGUACCAAGAUUCGGCAAUGAAUUUGAAGACAUGGGCUGAGGGAAAAGAUCUUCUCACUAAACUCAAUUAG